Paramecium pentaurelia is the source of this 2126-nucleotide messenger RNA. NCBI's taxonomy places the organism in Eukaryota, Ciliophora, Oligohymenophorea, Peniculida, Parameciidae. The record is from the annotation of a GenBank genome assembly.
AUGAUUAAUACAUAUAGCUUAUAAUUUGCAUCUCAAGAGAUAGAGCAAAUAUAUAGAUAAUCUCUCUUGAGUGGAAUUAAAUAUAGACGUGAAUAUACUUAUGGAAUAUUAAGUAUAUAUCUAGGAUUAAUAAUAAUAAAAUAUAAUUUAUAAGAGGUGUUAUUACCAUAAAUAUUUGCAAGUGUUGGAAUAGCAUUAGAACUGGCAUUGUUUUUCUUUAUGAAGAAAUAUUGGUAAAACAAAGAAAUCCUAUUAACUCUAAAUUUAAUAUUAAUGGCUGCAAUCUGUGAAAGUCUUAGAUUAUUUGAAUAUGAAGAUUAUCUUUGGUAUUAUGGUUAACAUUCAUCAUCUCUUAAAUUACGUAUUAAAUUGAUAAUAAAUUUAGUUAUAUAUUUAUAGGGUAGUUAAUUUUUAAUUUAAUCCUUUGUUUUCUGUUGCUCAUAAGCUGUAGGUAUUUAUAAUUUUAGUUAAUAUGAUGCAAUUACAAUAAUUUCUCAUUGUCUUAUAACUUUAAUUUUAGUCAUGCUUCGCUAUUAAUAUGAAAUAAUAAGUAGAAAGAACUUUCUUUCUGGACUCUCUAAAGAACAAUAUGAAAAUGUGAUAGAAGAUCUACUACCAUCUUGGGUAGUUGUUCUUAAAUAUAAUAAAUUAGUGGCUUAAUUAUAAAUAGAAAAAAUUAAUAAAAAUCUUAAAGAAAAAUUUAAUCUUCAAAACAAUGAAGCAUUAAGAGAUUUUUUGAGGAAAUUAACUUUAUUUGAUCUUGAAAUUAAUGGUUCAUCAUAGAAUAUAAAAAUAGAGCAUGAAUUAAUCUAAAUAUUAAAAUCAAAAAGUGAAGAUCAUCCUGUAUAAAGAUACUUUGGAAAUUUAGAGAAGGAUAUCAAUUCAAAAUAAUAUAGAUUUAAAAUUACUUAAGUUUAUUUUAAAGCAUUUGAACCUUUAGUUAUUCUCUUAUUUGAAGAGAUUAAAGAAGAUAAAUAUGAUUAAUUCAUUAAUUAGAUUGAAUAAAGAGAUAUUUAGUAAUAUGUAUUAAUAUAAAUUAUUUCUAGUAUAAUUCAAAAGUAAGUCUAUCAUCAAUUACUUAAUAAAUGCAAUUAAUUUAAUAAGUUCAUAAUUAAUUAUAAUAGUCACCUCUUUUAAAAAAAGAUUAAUUUACUACAAUUCAAUAAAAUUUGUAAAAAUUAAUGUAAUAAUGUUAUUAUUUAUACAAUCUGAAUAAUAAUUUAUGGAAUUUAUACAAAAUAUCUCAUAGAUAAAUUAAAUAUGAAUUUUAAGAUUUAGAAAUGGAAUCAUUUUUUAAAACUCUUUGUGAUAAUUUGGUAAUUAAUUAUAAAUAAAGGAAGAUGGAUAUUACUAAUUUUUCAAUUAAAAAAGAGAUAAUCAAAACAGAUAAAAAUAAAUUAAUAUCAAUUAUUAUGAACAUAAUGGAAUUUAUGAAAAUAUUACUAUCAAUAAUAUAUACAGAUGAAAGUAUAAUUUAUUAAGUUCAUCCAUUAAAAAAACCUUUUUCAUUAUCUAUAAAACAAUCAAAAUUACAUAAUGAUUCUAUUUAAAUAACUUUAACUCAUCCUAAUUUAAAUAUUACUAGUUCAAUUAUUAAUCUAAUAUAAAAUAUUUAACCAGUUUCUAUUGAUGAUAAAAAAAGAAAUUGGAAUAAUAAGAAUUAUUAUGAUAUGAUCACUAAUUUAAAUCAAACACUUUCAAAAAUGAUUGAUCAUUAUAAAAAUGAUAUUUAAUAAUCUCUUACAUCAAUUGGAAUAGGACUAUAAAGUACUGGAUAAUAAUAUAAAAUUCAUUAUAAUAAUUAAUAAAAAUAAUUUAAUACUUUAGGAUUUAUAAUGGCUUAAUACUUUAUUAGUCAAUUAGGUCCUUAUAAUAAAGUUAAUUUCAAAUAAUCAUUAAUAGAAAAUGAUAUAAUGAAUCCUUAAUAUAUUUCUGCACUUUAUUAAACAAAAAUAUAAUUUACUAUUUAUAAAGACUUGCAAAAUUUUUCAUAAGAAAUUUCAAAAAUGGAAAAAAAUACUUAUGAUGAGAAUUUGUUUUUUUCAUAAAAAAAAUAUACAAAUUAACAAAUUACAGAUAGAUUAUUUCAAAUUCAAAUUGAAGAUUAGAAAAAGAAUAUUUUUUGA